Messenger RNA from Adineta ricciae, 507 nucleotides. NCBI's taxonomy places the organism in Eukaryota, Metazoa, Rotifera, Eurotatoria, Adinetida, Adinetidae. The record is from the annotation of a GenBank genome assembly.
AUGAAUGAUUUAGCGGAGAAUAUGGGCUUUGACGCUGCAUACGAACCGGCACCUGUUGAUGAAAUCAUCGAACAAACGUCGACUGUUUUCAACGGAACAAUCAAUAGCACUCUACAGUCAUCAGUUGAUCAAGAGUUCGCUAGGAACAAUGACGCUCUACGACUUUUACUCAUUACGAUUGCUAUCAUCAUUGUACUUGUUUGUAUAACAAUAUCGACGAUUUUAUUUAUUUUCAUUUGUCUCAAUCGACGCCGAAAUUCUAAACGUCGUGAAAAACAAGAUCGUCCUCUUAUAUCUGAAUCAACUGACAAAACUUCGCGAACAAAUUCUUCCGGAAAGAAAAAGCCUAAACCGGGUAAAACAUCUGGGAAAACGACUGUGCCGUUAAGUUCAAGUACCACAAACGAAAAGAUUCCAGUUGGCCAAUUUUACUAUGAUAAUCUUGACGAUAUUCCGUACAUUGAUGAAUCACGACCGACUAGUUACAUUGAUAUAACACGAGUUUAA